This is a messenger RNA of Zootoca vivipara (common lizard), 2513 nucleotides long. NCBI's taxonomy places the organism in Eukaryota, Metazoa, Chordata, Lepidosauria, Squamata, Lacertidae. The record is from RefSeq and is a predicted model, not a curated record.
CUAUAUGACUUUUGUUUCUUCUCCCUGUCCCACUCUCAAAAGGGAAGGAUCUUGGAAAACCUACAUAUCUGCACACAAAUCCAGUUUGUUCGGUUUGUGCGAAACAGCCGGAAACUGGGGAAAGAAAAUGCACUCUUCAUUAAAGACACAAAGUUUAAGCAUGUGCCUGUCUGGAUUUACCAACCAAAGACUCCCUCUGCUGGCCGAAGGAGGGGGGUCGUGUUCUUUCAUGGAGGCGGCUGGGUGUUCGGAAGCAUCCAAACCCAUGAAAAUAUCUGCCACUAUUUGGCCCGAGAGAGUGAAUCUGUGGUUGUGUCUGUGGAGUACCGUCUGGCUCCUGAGCACAAGUAUCCAGCCCCUCUCAACGACUGCCUUGCUGCCACCACCCACUUCCUGGAGACUGCAGAAGACUAUGGUGUGGACAACACCUGUGUCAUCAUUGCUGGCGACAGCGCAGGCGGCUGCCUGGCUGCCACUAUCUCCCAGAGUUUAGUGAAUAGACCAGGCCUUGCAAAAGUGCGUGCACAGAUCCUCAUUUACCCAGGCCUCCAGGCUGUAGACUUCAACUUGCCUUCAUACCAGCAAAACCACGCCGUGCCCAUUUUAUUCAGGGAAUGGGCUGCUUUUUACAUCUUGCAACAUGUGAAUGGAGAAGCUUCACUCCUCGAAGAUAUUUUGGAAGGCUCUCAUGUUCCGGUGAACCUGAAAUUGCAGUACAAGAAAUGGCUGAGUGCAGAAAACAUCCCGAGCGAAUUUAAAACCAGAGGCUACAAGCCCCUAGCGACAGUUCCCUGUGAUGAUGAAGUCUACAACAAAGUGAAGGUUCUGAGUUCUUCAGAGUGUUCGCCCCUUCUUGCCGACGAUGCCAUUGUCCGCCUGCUUCCUGAGACCUGCAUCGUGACCUGUGAAUAUGAUGUCCUGAGAGAUGAUGGAUUACUCUACAAGAAAAGACUGGAGGACAAUGGCAUAGCAGUGACUUGGUACCACAUUGAAAGUGGGUUCCAUGGGAUUCUAAGCUUCUUCGACAGAGACUGGUUGAAUUUCCCUUCUGGUAAAAGAGGGCUGGACAAGAUAGUCAAUUUUAUAAAGAGCUUAUAAAACCAAAAAGCAUCUUUCUAAAUCGGGGGUCUCUGACCAUUUUGGACCAGCGGGAACAUUCUGAACUUUGAGAGAGUGCUGGGGCACCAGUCAUAAAAUACCCCUCCAUACCCUGGAGGGGCUAUGAUAUGACACUACAGUAAAUGGCUGCUAGGGGGUAUGGCAUAAUGAAAAAUGGCUGCCGUGGGGAGCAUGGCAUAACACAGAGAGAGAAACACACCCAACCUUAUGCUUACAAUGGGAAUUGAGCUGUCUUCUGCUGGUUCUGAUUAUGGAAAUCACACACACACUGAUGCCGUCAUGGUCUAAUAACCACAGGGAGUUUUUCUCAGUACAGUGGUACCUCAUGUUGCAAACGGGACGGGACCUGUUCCAGCGACCUGUUCACAACAUGAAAGGACCGCAACAUGAAGCGCUGCAUCUGCGCACGUGCAUGACACAAUGUGGUGCUUCUGCGUAUGCGCAAAGCACGAUUUAGCACUUCUGCACAUGCGCGCAAUUCAUAGACACGCCAAAACCAGAAGUAACCUGUUCCUGGAUUUCUGGGUUCAGUGUGUCCAUAACCUGAAAAGACACAACAUGAAGUAGACGUAUCCUGAGGUAUGACUGUACUGAGAACAAUAUACAUAUUGAGAACAAUAUACGCUGGUUCAGUUACAAAAUCGUGGAGAAGGAGUCUGGUAGGACAAGAGUUAGCAUCCCCCUGCCCUUAAAGAGAGUCCAUAUGUACAUGUUAAACAGUUUAAUAAAUUGUUCUAUGCACACUUAUGUUCAUGUGGCAACCCUAAUAGUGCCUAUGGUCCAAGGUUGUUGAACCCUUUUUAAAAAAUUCUUCAUAUGGAUGAUAUUCAGGAAAAGAAGCAACCUCAAUAAAUGUUUGAAUGUCGCCAAUUUAAAGACAAGGUAAUUGGGAAACAGCUUUGUGUCUUUCAGCUUUUUGUGCCAACUUUUCCCCCCGCAGGGGAUCAGUCAUGUGACCAUUCUUGGCAAACCAUUCCUACAAACCCUCAAAUGUUUAGAUGCUUUUUUAGAGGAGCAAGACUGGAGUCUGUACCCAGUAUCCCUGGGGAGCAACUGGAGUCCCAAAUCCCUGGGAGGGUUCCCUACCCCACAAUUUAACAAAAAUAGAGUGGUGGUCAGAAUGCUGGACUAGGAUCCAGGACAUCAGGGUUCAAAUCCCCAUUCCACCAUCCACUCAGUCAUGAAGAUAUUAUAUGAUGUUUAUUAGACCAAGGAGAAAGGGGAUAGAGACCUUGUGUCGCUGGGAGGAGGCCAAGCAGGGAGCCCAGUGCGACAUGGCUUCCUCUCUCACGCUCAGGAGAAGCCAGCCAUUGAACCAGCCAUUGAUCCUGUGCUCAGCCUCCUCCGCCUGCUCGUCAUCAAAGGGGCCCAGCCCUCUACCAGAAAAUAUUGGG